AUGUCCUCCACCGUGAACAACGGGGCAGCCAGCGUGCCGUCCCCGCCCGAUGCUGCUAAUGGCUUCCCACAGCCCGGCGCCUCCUCGGGGGCCUGGCCGCGCGCCGAGGACGAGCUGCGCGCAUCAGAGCCAGGCCUGGCCAAGCGCGCGCACCGGGAGAUCCUGGACCACGAGCGCAAGCGGCGCGUGGAGCUCAAGUGCAUGGAGCUGCAGGAGAUGAUGGAGGAGCAGGGGUACUCGGAGGAGGAGAUCCGGCAGAAAGUUGGGACAUUCCGGCAGAUGCUGAUGGAGAAGGAGGGAGUGCUCACCAGGGAGGACCGGCCUGGGGGCCACAUGGUAGGAGACAAGCAGAGUCGGAGACAGCCCCAGGCUUCCCAGCUGCCUCCAGGAAAAAAAAAAAAAAAACACUCUGAGAAGGGCGGCCACCGGAGAAGCCGCAAAAAGAGGAGACUAGAGUCAGAGUGCAGCUGUGGGAGCGCCUCGCCCCUGCGCAAGAAGAAGAAGGGUGUGAAGAAGCACCGCCGAGACAGGUCUGAUUCUGGGUCCCGAAGGAAGAGACGGCACAGAUCUCGAAGCCCCAAGAGCAAAAGAAAAGAGAAGAACAAAGAGAGGAAGAGGCCCCACACAGAGUCCCCAGGCCGGAGGUCCCCUCGCCACAGCAGCGGCAGCUCCCACAGCCCCUCACUCUCCUCCCACUACAGUGAUUCGGGAUCACCCAGCAGGCUGAGCCCCAAGCACCGAGACGACGGGCGGAAGACAGGCAGCCAGCGGUCCAGCGAGAGCAGGUCGCCUUCCCUGUCGGGCGGCAGCGGAUGGGGGUCGCCCCAGGAGAACGGCGGCGGCAGGCAGCGGAGCGGAGCGCACGGGGGCCGCCCGGGCUCGGCGCACAGCCCGCCCGAUGUACGUACACUUGGCUUUGCGUAG
This is a messenger RNA of Galeopterus variegatus (Sunda flying lemur), 924 nucleotides long. It is a transcript of the gene SRRM3, whose product is annotated as serine/arginine repetitive matrix 3. The record is from RefSeq and is a predicted model, not a curated record. The coding region runs from base 1 to 924 and encodes 307 amino acids. Gene Ontology annotation, molecular function: mRNA binding. Lineage: Eukaryota; Metazoa; Chordata; Mammalia; Dermoptera; Cynocephalidae. The transcript is spliced from 11 exons.